Messenger RNA from Acyrthosiphon pisum (pea aphid), 1386 nucleotides. RefSeq lists its product as uncharacterized. Gene Ontology annotation, molecular function: protein dimerization activity. The record is from RefSeq and is a predicted model, not a curated record. Bases 1 to 1386 code for a protein of 461 amino acids. Lineage: Eukaryota; Metazoa; Arthropoda; Insecta; Hemiptera; Aphididae. The transcript is spliced from 4 exons.
AUGUUUGAUGAAACUACGGAUAUUUCAUGCACCGAGCAACUUACUUUAGUAUUGAGGUAUGUGAUAAAUAAUGAAAUUCAUGAAGAUUUUGUGACAUUUUUGGAUGCUUACCAAUCUAUUAGACAAGAAGAUAAAUCAAAUUCCGGGGAGUCAAAGCUUACUGGACAUGCUCUUGGACAUAUUGUUAUUGAUGUUUUAACUAAAGAUUUUGGGAUUGAUUUAAAAUUAUGUGUUGGAAUUGGUACUGAUGGGUGUAGUGUGAUGAUAUCGCAAGAUUGUGGAGCGGUAACAGAAAUUUUAAAACAGUCAAAAAGACAUUUAGUGUUGAAAAAUAUCCUUGGCAAAACCUUAACUGGUUUGUGCCAGACCAGAUGGAUUGAGAUGCAUGAUGGUAUCUUGCAAUUUAAAUCAGCUCUCCCUAAGAUUGUUGAAGCACUAACUGAAGUAUCAAUAUGGUCAGAAAGAAUAUCGUCUAGCAAAGCUUCAAUUUUGUUGUCAGCCAUAAACAAUAGUGAGUUUAUUAUAUGUAUAUUAGCUAUGGUUGAUGUACUUAAACUAACAAUGCCAAUAUCACGACUUUUGCAAUCAACGUCAUUGGACUUAGCAAAUGCUUCUUCAUCAAUAGAUGGGGUAAAAGAAAUUUUAGAGGAAAAACGUAAAAAUUGUGUUUCUGAAUUUAAAACAAUUUUUUCAAAUGCAAGUGACUUAGCUACAGUUAUUGGAUUUGACUUAAGAAUGCCUAGAAUAGUUGGGAAACAAAUAAAUCGUAGCAAUUAUCAAGCAAAAGAUACUGAACAAUAUUAUUUGCGAAGUAUUUACAUACCACUAUUGGACACUGUGAAAACAGAUAUGACUUUGAGAUUAUCAACCAGUACUUUAGAAGCUUUCGAUUUACGUUUAUUAAUUCCUAAAACAAUUGUAGUGUUAACUGACAAAGAUUCCUGCGAGAAAAAAAAUAUAAUAAAAAGAAUUUUAAACGUAGCAACUAAAUUUUCUAAAUUAAAUGCAGAAGUUAAAUUGAUGACUCCUGAUUUAUUAGAAGGUGAAGUUAUGUUAUGGAUCCAUAAAUGGAAGAAAUGUACACCAGACCAACGACCGAUUACAGCAUUAGAUGCCUUAACAAAAUGUGAUAAUGAAAUAUUUCCUACUAUAAGAUUGUAUUUACAAAUAUUAGCAACACUCCCAGUCAGUGUUGCAUCGGCUGAGAGAAGUUUUUCGACUCUACGCAGAGUUAAAACUUGGCUUCGAUCAAGGAUGGACGAGGAUCGUUUAACAAGUUUAUGCUUGCUAAACGUACAUCAAAAUAUUAAUAUGUAUGAUAAAGUGGACGAUAUAAUAGAAUUAUUUGCAAAACAAAAAAAAAGAAGGCUGGAGUUUGUUGUAUAA